UGAAGAUCCCGACUUGAUGCACGCGCACGACGAUGUAACCGACAAGCUUCGUAAACAUGGUGUUCCAUCCACAGUGACAGACCCAUUCACAGCAGAGGGUUACAAUCAAGAUUUUUCCCACAUGCCAUCUUUUGGACUGAUUGAUAUUUUCAAUUAUCUUCUCUGUUCGAGAUGUGACUACGAUGGAAAAAAAUUGAAGAGCUAUAAGUCAUUUGAGGAUUACAGGCUGUUCUAUGAUGGCCAUGUAGAACUGCUGGAAAUAAACAACCUUACAGAUGAUAGCCAGGUCUGCCUCUUCAGGGCUAAGGUCAAACCUACCCAGAGGGAUAGGACCUACCUUAAUCAAAGCUGUUACCAGCUUUUUGUUGUCAUGGACAAGGUUGAGGGAGAAGUGAAAAUGGCCUACAGUCAAUGUAUUGUGGGAUCAGAUGGAGCAUGCCGUCACAUUGGAGCAGCAUUAUAUGCUAUAGAGAAUGUUGAGCCAACAUCUUGAACCGAUGGAGCCAAUCAGUGGAUGAAGCGACCUCGUUUACAUGAUGCAGCCGUCCCUGUCAAGAAUCUGACUGUCCUCAAGGCAAGAUAUGGCACAACUCCUGUCGUCAACAAUGUGUCACCAGAUGUCGACUCAUAUGAUCCCCGGGCCCCUGAAGACCGUAUGCCAUAUACACAAGAACAGAAGCGAGACUUUGGUCUACAACUGAGCAAGUUAUCCCCAGAUGUUCAGGCUCUAGAUAUACUUCUCUGUCCAGAAGAUCUCAUAUCUAUGAAGACCAGUGAUCAGAAGUCCAUCACAGAUUUAUCCAUUCCAUCAAAAGCACAGUGUUAUGCAUCAGAUAACAAGGAUAAAUUAGUUAACUGUGAGUCAUUGGAUGAACUUGAAACUAUCUGUGAUGACUUUUACAGUAAACUCACUUACUCUGAACAGGAAUGCAAGGAUAUUGCUAUAUGCACUGUUGGGCAGUCUAUUAACGAUACAUGGUUUGAACAAAGAGCUGGAAGGUUAACUGCUUCCAACUUCAAACAAGCAUGUUCAUAUGCUGAAUAUAAUUCACAACCGUCUAUGUCAUUCCUGAAAUCUAUCAUGUGUGAGGACAGAAGUGAAGCUAAAGAUAAUUGUGAACCACUUAUGUGGGGAAGAAAGAAGGAGCCAGUUGCUCGACACAUGUAUACUCGACUUGUACGCUCCUGCCACAAGUCUCUAAAGGUUCAUGAACAUGGACUGUUCAUAAACUCAUCAUAUCCUGCUUUAGGAUGCAGUGUUGAUGGUGUUAUUACAUGUAAAUGCCAUGCUGACAGAGUACUGGAAAUAAAGUGUCCAUACUCACCGAGGAGUAAACAUCCUAAAGAGGUUGCCAAGAUGAAACAUUGUCACCAGGUUGAUAACAGUGAGGAGUGGGUGAUGACCAAAGACUGUCCAUAUUAUCAUCAGAUUCAGGGCCAGCUUGGUCUGUAUGGUUUGAAGUGUGGUGAAUUGGUGAUUUUGACUAACCAAGGCUGUGGUCAAAACUGAAUUUGAUGAAACAUUUUUUAGCCAGAUGAUUAACAAUCUGAACCUGUUCUAUAAGAAACAAGUCUUACAGUAUCUGUUUACACAGCUUACAUUACUUUGACAUAAGAUGAUGCGUGAUAUUUGACAAAUGUGAUCAAUGAAACACUGUACUUGUGUACUAUGAAGCUACCUGUACUGUACUGUACUGUACUGUACUACUGAGGUAAAGUCUGUAAACAUGUAACACUACAUAUACAUGCUUAGUUUGACCAUGUUACAUAUUUGGGAACAGCAGGAUAUUUGACAAUGUGAUCAAGGAAACACUGUGCUUGUGUUCUAUGAAGCUACCUGUACUGUACUGUACUACUGAGGUAAAGUAUGUAAACAUAAUUCUGGGAAUAAAAAACAUGAAGAAAAAAACAGAGAAAAAAAUGAUGCAGUUUUACAUAAACAUAAUCUGCUAAAAUGUUACUGGUGGGGGAUCUGUGUCUUUUAGUGCUUGUUAAUAUUACUUCACAAGUUUCUUGUCGAGGUUGCACAGUGCUGCACAUACAAAUUGCAUUUGAUCCAAAAUGCUCUUAAAUCUGAGUGGGAUAACUCUUUGAACGAUUUGAAACUUCUUAAGCCUUCCUAUGGCACGUUCAACGUGAAUGCGUGAACUGGCAAUUCUCCUUUUCUUUGCUUCUGCUUUUGAUUUCAACUGCUUACCCAUAGAAAAUGGUGGUAUAUUGAGAGUGCACAUUCUUUUAGUAAGUAAAUCACGUAUUAAAAACCCUCGGUCGGCCAUGAUGUCAUCUCCGUACUCAAGUUUGUCUAGGAAACCAGACUGCUGAACAAUCUUCCUGUCUGAUAUUGAACCUGUAUACAGAUUUGAGAGAAAAAACAAAUGUACCAGAGGGGGAUAUAGCAACCAAUGAUUUUACAGUGUUGUGGUGCUUGUAUUGGGACCAUGUGACUCUCUGAGAUGAAGCUAGACUUGGUUUUUGAAUGAAACAUUCUGUGCAGUCAAUAAUUACUCUGGUCUUAGGAAAACAUUUGAAGCACUUAGGUAAGCAUGAAUUUACUUGAUACCGAGUUGGCCAAGAUACUAGGAAUUGAAGUUCGUGGUACAUAAAAGAAAUCCAAGUGGUGAAAAUUCUACUGACAGAAGAGUUGUCAAUUUGAAAUAGAUAGGCUAAAACUUCAGAGUCAAAUCCUCGUCUGAGCCUGGCUAAUGUGAGAAGCAACUCUUCUGUAAGGGUCAAGACCCGAGGACGACCUCUCCUCCC
Molecule: messenger RNA, 2757 nt
Organism: Haliotis rubra (blacklip abalone)
Lineage: Eukaryota; Metazoa; Mollusca; Gastropoda; Lepetellida; Haliotidae
Exons: 4
Coding region: 515-1510 (331 amino acids)
Source: RefSeq, a predicted model, not a curated record